Molecule: messenger RNA, 2752 nt
Organism: Eleginops maclovinus (Patagonian blennie)
Lineage: Eukaryota; Metazoa; Chordata; Actinopteri; Perciformes; Eleginopidae
Gene: slc47a1
Product: solute carrier family 47 member 1
Exons: 17
Coding region: 119-2077 (652 amino acids)
Biological process (GO): xenobiotic detoxification by transmembrane export across the plasma membrane
Cellular component (GO): membrane
Molecular function (GO): antiporter activity; xenobiotic transmembrane transporter activity
Source: RefSeq, a predicted model, not a curated record
UAUUCCUGAACCCAGAUAGACCGACUGCCCCUCUCCUUGCUCUCUCUUCCCCAUUCCCUCCCUUUCCCUUAGCUUUACUCCCUCCUCACUCCCUUCUCUCUUCUUGUCUUGAGUUUGAAUGGAGAAGCUGGGUUCCACGGAUCCUGCAGACCCUCCGCCGGGUGCAGGGCCCGUUGCUGGGGUUUCUGUUGGCAGGAGCACAGGGGCCGAGGAAGACGAGGCAGCAGUCAGCUCCAAACUGUUUCGGUGUGCAUGCGUGAGACGUUGGUUACCACUGGUCUACAGAGAAGAACUCUACCAAGUCUUACGGCUCUCGGGCCCACUGCUGCUGUCUCGGGUUCUGAACUUCCUCCUGCCGUUUGUUAACAGCAUAUUCUGUGGUCACAUUGGCAAUGCAGAACUGGCAGGAUUCGCACUGGCCUCAGCGACCAUUAACAUCACUACAUAUGCAACAGGCUUUGGCCUUGCCGUGGCGUGUGACACACUCAUUUCUCAGACAUACGGCAGUAAAAACCUGAAACGUGUGGGAGUCAUUCUCCAAAGGAGUACAUUGAUCCUACUGCUGUUCUGUCUGCCCUGUUGGGCUCUUCUCGUCAACUCUCACAACCUGCUGAUCAUCUUGCACCAAGAGGAACAGGUGGCAAAAAUUGCCCAUCUCUACGUGAUGGCAUUUCUACCGGCUGUUCCAGCCAUAUUUCUGCACCAGCUGCAAGUUGCCUACCUACAAAACCAGGGGAUCAUUCUGCCUCAGAUGUACACGGCAGCAGCAGCAAACGUUUUCAACUUGGGGGCCAGCUAUGUCCUAAUCUUCCUCCUCGACAUGGGUGUCAAUGGAUCAGCAAUUGCUAACAGCCUUUCUCAGAUUGCCAUCUGCCUGCUGUUGUUUGGCUACAUCAGAUGGAAGAAGCUCCAUCAGGAAACAUGGGCAGGCUGGUCCACUGAAUGUCUGCAGGAGUGGGGCUCCUAUAUGAGUCUGGCUAUCCCCAGUGCAUUCAUGGUCUGCUUUGAAUGGUGGGUCUGGGAGGUUGGCGGUUUACUUGCAGGUGUACUUGGAGAGGUGGAUCUUGCUGCCCAGCAUGUGAUGGUGGAAAUAGGAGCCAUAGCAUUUAUGUUCCCUCUAGGUAUCCAGGCAGCUGCCUGUGUGCGUGUUGGCAAUGCUCUGGGGGCCGGGAACACUACCAGCGCCUUAGUCACCUGCAAAGUAGCGCUGUUUCUGUCAGGAACACUUGCUUUUCUCCAGGGUAUCGCCAUCGCUAGCUUUAAGUCUGUCGUUGGCUACAUAUUCACCUCUGAUGAAAACAUCGUGAACAUAGUCUCACAAAGCCUCACAGUCUACAUAUUUGUACAAUUCUUUGACGCUCUGCUGUGUGUCUGCUCAGGGAUUCUUGUCGGAGCUGGGAUGCAAAAGAUUGCCGCCUUGUCCAACUUGGUGGGUUACUACUGCAUCGGUCUGCCGGUGGGAAUAGCUCUGAUGUUUGCUGCCAAGCUCAGGAUAUUAGGCUUGUGGCUGGGUAUCUUUAUCUGUGUUUCACUUGAGACGGGGUUCUUCAUCUUUUUAAUCUUUAAACUGAACUGGAAGAAAGUCACACAGAAGGCUCAACUGCGAGCUGGAAAGAGAGUAAUGGUGAUCCCAAUGCGCCCUGUUAGUACUCUGCUAAAUGACGCGAUGGUGGCAGACAUCUCUGACUGCCCUAAUACAGUAAGCCAAGUUGGUCGGCGAAGCCGUGAAUCAGAUGGCUACAGUCCAGUCAACACCCAGGAUCAGGAGCUGAAAGCGUUUCCUGAGGCAGGGGACAGCGAGAUCAAUGCAGUAGGAGCCGAUCGGGAUGCUGAGCAGAGCAAAAAGGCUUCCAAAGACAGCAAAACUGUAACACUGCUUUCUGUCACUGAGCUGAUCCUGCGCAGGGGGCUCAUCCUUGUUGUUUUAGUUCUCAUUUUGGUCAUAGGUGUGGCUUUCCACAUUGCUUUCCCUGUACCCGAGUUCUCCGCCAGGAGCAGUGCCAACUUCACCUUGAACUGGAAUAAUGACUCCACCCCUACACCACUGUCUCCACACGACCUGAACCAGGAUAUCUGAGCCAUCUUUGAAUAUCUCGAGUGGCUUAGCCCAGUUCUCAUGAACUGACAAUUUAGAUCUCCUACAGGAAAAAGCCUAACAUCCAUAGUUCUGCUUUUAGACCAGGGUGCUUUUUUGUAAAACUGCAGCAUGACAUGUGUUGAGAAGAAUACGCCACAGUGCUGCACUGCUGAGCCAAAGAAAGCUGGUAGAAAUAUCAAAUGAGACGGAGACUGGCAGGAUGAACGAAGGUCUUGCUACAAAGAUCAUGGUUUUAACCAGCCUGAGAUGUUCAAGUGGGAUCACAAGACACAUUAUAACUCGCUCAAUAGGAGACCACGUGGGAAUCAAGAACAGAUUUUCUGCACAGAUAGCUUUUGAUUUUGUCCCCUUAUACUUGCCUUGAUUUAUGUUUUGCACCAUCUAUUGUCUAACUGACUUCAAAUCAAUUUGUUGUGAUUUAACUGUAAGUGUGAGAUGACUGUAAAUAGCUGAUGUAAAAUGUAAAUGUAAAAUGUACAUGUUUAAAUGUAAAUAUGUAACAUGGCUAUAUUAUUGCAUUGUCUUUCUAUAUCACUGCCACAGAAGUGAUUGAUAAAUAAUAAGCUAAUUAUUUUUUAAUGUUUAUGUAUGACUGCCAUUUGAUUGCACCCCAAUCAAUACAAAAAAUACUUUAACAAUAAAAACUUAACACAG